AUGGGUAUCUCGAAUCCCAUCGCCUUCAAGCCGUUCGCGGUUACGUUCUGGACCACGGUCGUCUAUCUCGCCGUACUCAUUCCGCUUCUCGUCAUACACGAAACAGUUCCACCUCCGCCGGACAACCCGACCUCGGGCUAUGGCCUAAACCUGACCAAGUCGUGGAUCGACCUGACCACGUUGUCGCGCUUCUACCAUCCAUUCAACAGCCGGAAGAACGAUGACGUCCACAAUUGGCUUCUGCUCGAGCUGGAGGACAUCAAGAAACGGAACGGGGCCGACGAUACCAACAUGGUUGUGAUGGAGGACAUGGUCUCCAAUAUCACCACUUCUGACUCCGUCUGGGGGUCCAGUGUUCCGACCGGCACAUACUUUGAGGGUACCAAUGUCGUCGUCUACAUACGAGGGACAGACGAUCCCGAGGGCCGGUGGUGGCAAGAAGGUGGAUAUAACAAAGAGAAGAUCAUAGGAAAGGGUGGCGUCCUGUUGAAUGCCCAUUAUGACUCUGUCUCCACCGGCUUUGGCGCAACAGACGAUGGCAUGGGCUGCGUUACCCUGAUAGCAUUGGUCGACUACUUCUCCCGCCCCGAGAAGAGCCCACAGAGAGGUAUUGUAGCUUUGUUCAACAAUAACGAGGAAGAUUUCCUCUGGGGAGCUCAGGCCUUCGGAAACAGCCCGCUUAUGCCUUUCUGUCACACAUUUCUCAAUCUUGAAGGAGCUGGAGCGGGUGGCCGCGCAACUCUUUUCCGAACAUCUGAUGCAGAGGUCACAAAUGCCUACAGGGAAAGUCCGAGUCCUUUCGGGACAGUCAUCUCAUCCGAUGCCUUUGGCCUGGGAGCCAUCAGGAGCAACACUGAUUAUGUGGUCUUCAAUGGAAUCUACGGCAUACGUGGCCUGGAUAUGGCCUUCUACCGUCCGCGAGCAAGAUAUCAUACUAAUGAAGAUGAUGCAAGGCAUGCCUCGAGGGCCAGUCUUUGGCAUAUGCUCAGCAACUCGUUGCAUACAGUCUCAUAUCUCUCAGGAGAUACCGGCAACACUUUCGUCGGAAGUCGAGGAGACGGCGACCACAGGAAGGUGAAAAACGGACGAGGGAAUAACGGUGUCUGGUUCGACCUCUUCGGGCAGUCGUUUGCCCUCUUCGAGCUCCACUCCCUGUUUGCGUGGUCUUUGACUCUCCUGAUUGCCACGCCCCUCAUCCUCUUGGCUCUGACAUACCUACUUGUUCGAAAGGACAAGUACUAUUUCUUCACGGCAAAGAUAUCUGUCUAUGAGGGUGAUACCUUUGACACAGUCAAUAUUGGAGGUAACAAGGGAAUCAUCCGGUUCCCCUUCGCUCUGCUCGUUGCUGGGGCGCUGGUAGUCGGCUCUGCCUACUUGAUCACCAAGAUUAACCCAUUGAUCAUUUAUAGCAGCGAGUAUACUGUAUGGGCGAUGAUGCUCUCAAUUUUCUACUUCUCCUUCUGGACAAUCAUGGCUGGUGCGAAUUUCGCUAGACCUAGCGCUCUGCACAGAGGCUACGCCAUUAUAUGGCUCUUCAUCAUUGGUUGGGCGAUACUAGUCGCUGACACCGUCUUCGAAGAUCGAUUCCGUAUCUCGGCUGGCUACGUCUUCGUCUUCUUCCAUUCCGCGGUCUUUCUAGCCGCCUUCAUCACCCUUUGUGAGCUUUUUGGCCUGCCCACGAAGAACUCCUUCGGGCAGCGAGCACACGACGAGCAUGAGAUCAGUGAUGAUGGCGGGGAUCAAUUCAGAGACCAGGUCGAUGGAGCCCCACAAUCAGAUGACCUGAUAUCACCAACUCCCGAUGAAGUGGUUGAAGAAGGUGAUGACCAUGAUGACGACGAUGAAGAGCCCCAAUCCGCUGCCACGGAGACAACUCCUCUAAUAGGCGGUGGCCCUGGUCAAGAGCCCAAUACCACGUUUGCGACAACCUACAGACAAUCGAUAUCGGCGGUUCUGGACAAGACCAAAUCUGGCCAGGGCACCAAGGGUCAGGCGUACGAAUUUGAGCAGCCGUGGUCAGGCAGCCUCCCGAGCUGGGUUUGGAUCCUGCAAUUCCUACUCCUCGGACCAUUCCUCAUCAUCCUAAUCGGUCAAAGUGGCCUUGUUCUAGUUGCUUCUCUCUCACAGACUGGAUCUGACGGAUCAAGCCUUUUGCUUCCUUACCUGACAAUAGCUCUUUUCAGCAUUCUCCUUCUGCUGCCGAUCACGCCGUUUGUGCAUCGGAUCACUCACCACGUUCCGAACUUCCUCUUGUUGGUAUUCGCUGCGACGCUCAUCUAUAACCUGUUAGCUUUUCCAUUCUCGGCGGAGAACAGGUACAAGAUCUACUUCCAGCAGACUGUUGACCUCGAUACCGGUUUGUCGAAGGUCAGCUAUGUUGGAAUUCAGGAGUUCGUUGAACAAACCGUGGCUGAGCUCCCAUCUGCUAUGGGGAAGGAAUUGGACUGUCAAUCGCACGCCAGCCCACGCGCUGGCUUGACCAGUUGUUCCUAUGACGGCUCGGACGUUCUACCUGAUGUCGUAAAGACGAAUCCGAACGGGAUCCCGCCACAAAAGGGCUUCGAUAGCUGGCUGACCUACAACAUAACCCGAGCCAAUAACACGUCCAAGGCUAGAUUUGAGAUUGAUGCGAAGGAAACCAGGUCUUGCGCAAUUACAUUCAAGAAGCCAGUUUCGUCGUUCAAAGUCGUCGGCGGCAAUGAGCCUGACGACCGAUUUGGAGCCAUGCCGGACGAUGGCUUGACCAAGAUCAAACUCUACCGUCGGGACUGGAACACACCGUGGAAAGUCGAUGUCCAGUGGGAGGCAGCCGAAGCAGAAGCCGGUGGAAUCGAUGGGCGCAUUUUAUGCAGUUGGGACGAUGUCAAUACGGCCGGAGCGAUACCUGCGUACGACGAAGGCCUGAAAUUCGCGCCCACGUGGGUGGCUCUUUCGAAGCUGACAUCCGGAUUGUGCGAAGGCAGCAAAGCCUUCAAAGCUUGA
Molecule: messenger RNA, 2982 nt
Organism: Anthostomella pinea
Lineage: Eukaryota; Fungi; Ascomycota; Sordariomycetes; Xylariales; Xylariaceae
Source: the annotation of a GenBank genome assembly